Bombus pyrosoma is the source of this 7523-nucleotide messenger RNA. RefSeq names its product mucin-5AC-like. The transcript has 17 exons. The record is from RefSeq and is a predicted model, not a curated record. Gene Ontology annotation, molecular function: microtubule binding. Gene Ontology annotation, biological process: negative regulation of centriole replication. Lineage: Eukaryota; Metazoa; Arthropoda; Insecta; Hymenoptera; Apidae. Bases 861 to 3902 code for a protein of 1013 amino acids.
CCGGCGACGCGGCGCUCUACGCAAAGUCGUCGGUGCGAUCGGUGCGACGUUGGGACCAGUGCCUCUCACGAUUCCGUUCUCGCUCUGCCCUCCGUCUCGUUAUUCCGUACGUACAACGCGUCCGAGUGUUACUUUGCAUCGUCGCUUGUAAUACAUUACGCUAUAUACACAUAUAAUAUACAAUAUAUACACAUUCGCGCAUAUACACACAUCCGUACACGACAUACACGCAUAGACACCCGCGCGUAACCAACACGCACGCACGUAUGCACGCGAAAAGAUUACUUCCGGAUGCGGUGAAUUUCAGCCGGUGAACAUCACGCCGGGCCAAUAAUACUCUUGGGUACGCGAUCCAUCACCGAAUCACGGUUACAAGUUUAACUGUCCUCGGAGAGUGGUGAAAGUUGAGAAAGAAGAGGAAAACAGGAAUAUAUCGGUCUACGGGAAGACAGCGGAAAACCCCCAACGACGGAGACGAUGGAGUGACGGGCCACAAGACGGACGUCCGACCACCGUUCGCGAAUACUGCCUUGAAGGAAGAAGCAGCAGGAGUAUAGCCACCGGAGGAAGAAGAAGAAGAGAACGAAAACGAGGAGAGGAGGUAGGAGCAGGUGGUAGAGUGGAGGUGGCGGCGGCGGAGAAGAGGAGAGCAGCGAAGAGAGGCGAAGGUGAGAGGCGAGAAGCAUAGAAGGAGCAGGAGGAAGUGAAGCAAGUGUAGCCGCAUCGUCGACGCCGAGGAGCCACGUCCUCGGGAGGAAAUCAACCUGGCCUGACGACCGUGCCCGUCGUCUAAACGGCCCCGUCGCUACCGCAGCGGCUGUGUGUCACUACUGUUCCACUGCCCCACACACCGCGGCCUCAUGAUUGGUUCAUUCUGGAACCUCUGUCGUGCGUGCCCUUCAAUGCCAAUUGACAAGCAGCUCCAUUCAGAGUAUAGGAGCACGUACACAUGGCACGAGUACACUGGGCCGCAUCAGGAGCAUACGGUCGUUCGUCGAGCUCCGCAACCACCGCCGACGUCGAGACCCACUUUGGAACCACCAUUGCCACGGCGAAAGAAAUGCCCGGAGCUCGCGUACAAAACGCACGAAUUCAUGACGGCAGCCGAUGGGGGAGGCAUCGACGCCGUCGAUUCGAACGUUGUAGCUGACAAAGUUCGAGAAGUUACAACGCAGUCAGGUUUGCCACCGAGUCAACUGAGCAAAGCGAUUUCGCGGAUCAGCACCGAGUAUCGGCUGCAGUUCGCCUGGCCUAGAAGACCUCAACUGACGAAUGGCGAGACAAUGGCGCCGGAGGUGUUGGCCGCGGGACUUCCUGCAGGUACGACAGGCCCACCUAGAAAAUCUCUCAGCAUGGGAGCUCUUAAGCAGGGUAUCGCCCCUACAGGACCUGCCCCGGUUCACAAGAAACGACCCGGUGAUGUCGAUCAUAAGCGCGAUGGUAAAUGGAACAUCUCGACAAAUUUUUUCUCCUCCGAUCCAACUUGCGUUUGCUUUCCAGGGCGUCUUGAACCAUUUCAAGUAGCAAAAAGGAUGCAAGCGUCGGAGUUGGAGCCACUGGUCGGAGGAACCGGGGCCGAUACCAUCGACGGAGUGGUGCCCGAGGGCGACGAGCGUGAGGAGGAUAUGCCGGACUUGAAAAUAGCUUUCAGGGGUAAAAAGUCAGGUAGGACCGUAAGGAUAUCGGAUGAUAAAGGGCUGAGCAAACCGCAGAAGAAACCGUUUCCUACGUCUGAUGUCAUCGAGCUUAGACGACUCGCUGACGAGUACAAGCAUCGCGACUGGGGUUGCGGUCUGGCAGCAGAGGACGAGGCUUCGCUGUGGAAACGAGUCUCCAGUAACCACGCUCUCAACGCGCUGUCCCUUGCCAGGUCAGUGACGAAGGAAGAGAAAGAAAAGGAGAACACGAGGAAGGUCGCCCCCGUUGCUGCCACGAUGACCAUGCCCCCUGCUGGCCGACCAUCAUCGGUACAAGCUAGACCCGUUCACGGAAUUUUGCAUGACGAUUUUAAAGUGGACCCGGAGAGAGCCAUUGCUCGCGCAAGGAAAGAUUUCUUGAUCCGCCAUCACUUGGAUCGUACAACUGGCGUGGGUGACGGUGCACUACUUCCCUCUCCAACGAGAGAGAAGUUGGAGCCCGUGAUACCACGACGUCGAGAGGAAACGAAAGAGCAUCGCGAAGAGAUUCAGCCUAAGACCAAGUCCAGUCCUAAGAACAGUCCAAGAACCGGUCGUUCUCAGAGUCUUGGUCCUACCGUGACCGAACGUCGUUCACCUAAACGUCAACCACCGCGUGCACCGUCCGUCACUAAAGACGCCAAGGAGAAAGAAAAGGAGCCGAAGGACAAGGAGAAAGAGCAAAGGGAAAAGGGCAGUGAGCCUGAAAGGCACCCACGACCGAUCACGGGCCCUGGCCGCGUGCGUUGGAGCAUACGGGAACCGUCGACGGUUUCCUCGGCGGGUUCGUCGAUCAGCGUGCCGCCAUUACCGCCACCACCCUCGGGCCCAGGGCCUACUCCGUUCUACAGGAGGUCCCCGCAGGUCCAUCGGAAAUCCUUCCUCGCAACCACCGCUCCCCCCUAUCGCCCUCUUCAUCACGCGAAACCCUCGACCACUACCACAAGUACCACCACAAUUACCACUACUACCACAACCACCACUACCACAACUACCACUACCACAAACACGACAAGUACAAGCGUAAAACCCCCGGUAAAGCAUUCGGUUCAUACGAGUGUCCAUCACCCACCUACGUCGAGCGCUGCUGCUGCGGCCAGGCCGGACCGUGUUAAAGAUAUAAGCCGGUCCCACCAAGGUCCGAACGAGGCAAAAACGGGCCGCGACCAGACAGCUGCGGCUGCGGCCGCAGCCGCCGCCGCCGAUCCAUCCAAAUCAUCCUCCGAUAGUCGAUACGCGUCAAACCAAGCCGCUACUGCCGUCCAACCUAUGACGGCAGAACCGCAAGUGAACGGGGACGUGACCGGAGGAGAUUCGAGCGUCGCGUCGACGCCGCCGUCACAAACACAGUCGCAGCCGCCCGUUUCGGCCACCACCGCAAGCCCGUGGAUCGACGACGAGCCGGUAGUGAAAAGCCCGCCAGAACCGACAAGGGUAAAGUCUCCGGAGCAGAUGAUCAUGCGCUCCCCGGAACCGGUCAACUGGACGGUGCCAUUGGACACCGGGAAAACAUUCACUGUCACUCAAAACGUCAGAGAAGAACCUUUGACGCGUCCGCAUAGCGAAGCGAAGAGCUGGGCACCUUCGUCGGUUCCGUCGGCCCCGCAAUCUGCACCACCUGAAUUGGCGGCACAGCACAAAUCGCAGCACUCUCAGCAUUCCGGAUAUAAGUCACCAGAAAGCGAAAGCGUUUCUAUCGGUAGCUUUAGUGGCUUGAACGGGCACAAGGACAUGGAUUCCGAAAGGGAUAGUCCAUUGCCUUCGAACGUUCAGGCUGGCGGCACCACCGCACUCGAUGAAAAUGAAACAGACGGUACCGAAGAAGAACCCAAGGAACAACAGAGACCGGAGCCAUCGAUAAAACCUGUGUCUGGGACGAGUUUAAGAUGCCUAGAGGAUCCGAGUUUCGAAUACGAUAGAAAGAAAGAAGCUGGUCAACCUGCGACGACAACAACGAUGACGACACCGUUAUCGUCUACGGUUCCUCAGCAAGGUUAUCGUAUCCUAGAAGCUGAAUCGCCUCAGGGUGGUACCACCGAGGGCGGUGGUGGCGGUGGAGGUAGCAUGGGUGGGUUAGGAAGUAGUAGCGGUGGUGGUUAUCACGUACUGGAAGCACCAACGGUGGUUCCAGGCUCCGCACAACGUUCUGCGGCGAGCGAGGUGCUGGAAAAGGCGCGAAAUCGCUUCGAUAAAUUCUGGGGAAAGGGCAGCAGCUCGGAAAAUUAGAGCGUUCGAAGGAAGCUGAUAAAUAAACGUAGUAGUUAACGUCCUCGAAAGCGAGGGAGCAAGCAGAAACGAAGGAAAACGAAGGUAGAGAAUGAAAACGAAGAGUAAGAGAUGAAAUAAUUCGACGAGGUUCCUGUGAAAGCUCCUUUCGUGGUUUGUCUGCUCGUUCCUGUUGUUUUUCAGCGGGAAGGAGAUAUUUCGUAGGUUCCUUUCCGUCUUACUCAUCACGUGUUGAACGUUCUUCGUUCGUCCUGAAAAGCCUCGAGAGAUCUAGAUGCUUUCUUUAUGUUCGACGUCUCCGGAACGAGAAGAAGAGUCGUGAUGAUUGGAGAGGAUUUUUUUUAGGAGAGAAACAGGCUUAGAGGCGAGUACUUGAAUGCGAUCGAUAAAGUACCUCGAAGGAGAAACGUCUCGUAGCGAAGAAGAAUUGACGAACACCUGCUCCGUAAGACGAUCGAGAACGAAGACGGUGCGUGCAGGCAACGCGUCAGUCUCGUUGAAACGCGAGGAAUAGUUGGGAGACACGCGUUCGAUGAAUAUACAUGUACACAUCUACACGAUACACGCGCGUACACGGGCAAAGAUUUGUUAAGUUACAGCGAUCAUAGUCAUUCAAGCAAAAAUCGAUCUUGACUUUGAGACGAUCGAAGAAUCGAAAGAACGAAUUUCCAAUCUACACACAGAUCACGCGGAUACUCGGUUACCCAUAGAUACACCAAAAUGUCACACGAUACUACACGAAACGACACAUAGAAAGACACGCAGUUAGACGAACACACGCGAGUCAGUAAGUUUCUAGGAUAUUUCAAGUGAUCUCGAGAGAUCUGCCGUAGUUAAGCCCGAAUUCUUUUUCCAUUGAUAAAAAGAACAAAAGAACGAAGAAUAAAAGUGAAAAUAAGAUAAUAUCGUGACGAAUCGAAUCGCGAGGAAAUAAAAUACGGCUUGUCGCUAUAAAUAAGAAAGGAAGGAUAUAAUAGCCUUCGGCCGCUUCGUGCGUUUUAUAUAAGUCUAUAUACAGAAAACAAUUACGUACGUAUACACGAAUAUGAAUGUAUACAGUUAAUGGAUAUCGCACUCGCGGAUCAUACGAUCACGGUACCGACAAAAUUCCUCGGAUCUUUCCCGCCGAUCGUUCGACCUUUCAUCUCUUCAAUCACUGGCUCUAUAUGUAUUUAGAAAGAAAGAUUUUUAGCAAAAAAAAUUAAUCGUCCGAUAGAUCCGUUGAAUUAUCGAUGGCACCGUGGAAAGGUUAGUUUCUUUUAAACACGAAAUAAUUUUCUUCGAGCGUUUGCCGAUCCAGGAAAUGGAAACUUGUUCCAUUUCCGUGUGGAAUUCUCGAUCGUUCUAAAAGAAAUUUACAGAAUCAAACAUUAUUGCUGCACAAUGUUAACAUUCCUCGACUUUGCAAGUUCAUACAAAUUUACAAAAAUUAUCCGUUCUGUUCUUGUUUCUGUCACGUUUUUAAUUGAAGGGAGAUCAUUAGCUUCUCUCUCUCUCUCUCUCUCUUUUUCUCUCUCUUCUACAUACAUAUAUACGCUAAUGUUUCCGCGAAUUUGCCCGAUAAAAUUUCUUGAAGGACGAUCGAGCAUCGUACGACGAAGAACUUCCCGGAAGCCUGACAAAUAGUAACUACCACCAGCAAGCGAAACGAAUUACUGUAGUGAGGCGUAGUGUUUUUUUCACACAUGACAGGAAUUCUCGAGGUUCACGAUUUAGAUAUCGAAGGAACAACCGAGGACAACAAAGAAAGACGAGUAGGAGAAUUCGUGCUUGCGAAUUAAUUGUAAUCGUCGGGAACCGACGAGAAUCGAGGUGAAACGAAGGGUCAAUUCCUUCGAAUCUCGCGCAAAAAUCACGCUUUCACGCGUCGCUUCGAUUUACGAUUUGAAACUUGGUGCUAGUCGAAAAUGCAUCGAAAUUACGGAGCUACGAAAUCGUUACGGAACAAGUUGUUAAACCGAAGGAGAAACGGGACGAAGGAAGAAGCGGUGAACGCUACUCUCCCGUUGCACGCUGCAUUCCGUCUGAUUUCUUAUAUGACAAAUUCAUUCGUACGUUUCUCUUUCGAGCUAGUCGAAGACGAUAAAGGAAAGAGGAGAGAAAUUUGACAAGCUCGGGGCUCGAUAACGAGGGUCGUGCUCCUGUCUUGAGGGAAAGAAGCGAGCAGGCGCAAGAAGCAACAAAUACGAGCAACAAUAUAAUUCGAGAAAGUAAUAGUUGACGGUGAAACCGAACGGAUGACACCGAAACAAGAACUAUCAGGAUAAGGCAUAUUUCGUGAUUACGGGGAGAGAUAGGAGCCCCUUGUUCUCACUUCGAGGACGAUGGAAGGAGAGGAAAGAGAAAUGCGGAGAAGAAAGAAAAAAAAUACGAAAGGAAUCAAACGAUGGAGCUUUUUCUCUCUUUCACGCGCAUUUGGUACACCGGUACACCACACUCCAUCCAGAUCCACGUCCAAGAGUCAACCAACCGUAGUGAAGCAGUAUAAUGAUAAUGAUUAAUAUGAUAAACGAUACUCUAAUAAUAAAGAAAAACUACUAAGGCAAAAAAAUGAACAAAAAAAAAUGAAAAAAAAAAGACGUAUGGUAAAAAGUUUACUGAAUGAACGACUGACGAGGGAUUCGACGAAAGCGUAAAAAAGAUCAUGAUAACGACGAAAGAUCGUGGUUAACAUUUUUGGGAAUGGUUGACCCAACGAUAACCAAUCAAUAAUGAUCGUUUUAGUUCUUUUCCUUCUCCUUUUUGUUUGUUUCAGUGAAAUUAUUCGUAGCUUUCUACGAAACGAAAGGAAGAAAAUGAUCCAAGUAAUUCUAUAAAGAAUCAACUUAACGUCUUCGAAAGUUUCUUAUUUGACAGAUCAUUCGUGUUCGAAAUUGUUUACUUUCACGAUAUUUUUUAACGAUCUGACCUAAUCCCAUCGUUUUUCUCACAGAAAAUACCAAAGUGAUCAUGAUUAUUCACGAUAGCAAAAAUAUUGAAAUUCAUCGUUGAUUAAGCUGUCGUUCCAAACAGUAUGGGACUAUCGGUACGAUAUUACCGGAAACACGGUUUUCUUCUUUCUUUUCUACGAGAGUUACGAUCCCGUCUACCCCUUUUUUCCCUCGAUUAAUCCCUUUCCUUUCCUUCGGUUACGUUUAAAAACUAGCAACCUUUACGUCUGCUUACACCGAUCUGUCUGAUUCACGACAGAGGCGAACACGGUUGGAUGGAAUGCGUGUAAAAUGAUACAGGAAAUACGUGGCUUUGAUCAGAGAUUUAUUAUUUAUUCUUGAAACCUUCGAUGCAGUGGCGGAUUAUUAAACAAAUUCUACAAUCUAUAUUCCGGGUCGAAUUUCUUAUCUUCUAAAUCGUAAGGACAAUUGUUCCAUUAUUUUUUCAAAUAUUCAUGUUCGAUGUACGUGUGACUUUUAGUAUUAAAUCCGUCUCAGCUUCGACGUUCAAUUUAGCGACUCUUGUGCACAAUACGGUCAACGAUAACAGAUUUCGUUUAGCGAACUUGUGUCAAGUGUCGGAAGUUGUUUUAAACGCGCUCGCCAUUUCGGUGAACACGAUCUAUUGUGAUAAGCGCUCAAUUAUUCCAUUCUGCGCGCAAUAGCCUUGCAACUGGAGUUACUAUUUAAU